Physella acuta is the source of this 3319-nucleotide messenger RNA. Its product is annotated as MAM and LDL-receptor class A domain-containing protein 2-like. NCBI's taxonomy places the organism in Eukaryota, Metazoa, Mollusca, Gastropoda, Physidae. The record is from RefSeq and is a predicted model, not a curated record. Gene Ontology annotation, cellular component: membrane.
GGAUAAAACAUAAUAGCGUCUUAAAUCAUUUUAGGCUUAAAGAAAAUAGCGAAAUAAUUCCUUUGUCGACAGCGGUAUCGUGAAAGAUAAGGAGAGAAGCGGGAUGAAGCAGGGGAAGCAACUCCUACAAUUGUAUAGUGGAGAGAUAUUGGUUAAUAAGCCGUAAGGGGAGGCAAACAAUACUGUUAUGUACAUCACAAUAAAGGGUAUCCUAUUUUGAUUAUGACCAACGUGAUUAAGCUAAUUUGGAUACUCAGCGUCCUGGCUGCAUUUGUCCCAGAGGUGUCAAACACUAAACAACUGUCGUGUCCAGCGAUCACCGAGAGCCCCAACACCUCGUACAAGUACAUUCGGGACAACAUCGUCAACUUCAGUUGUAGUGAGCAGGAAGGCUACAAGCUGUAUGGCCCGCGUAUACUCGUGUGUCUGAAGAGUGGGAAGUGGAACCACCAGCAACCGGUCUGUGUAAAAGAAGGAUGUCCACCGUUGCCGGAAAUUGCCGGUCUCCAAUACUCCUCCCAUCCCAUAUAUCCAAACGCUGUAAUCACACUGACCUGUGGUGUCGGCUACAUUCGGGAGGGGCCGCCUACUCUACUCUGCAUUGGCGGCAGUUGGAAUGACGUCAUUCCCACGUGCGUAAAAUUUGAGAAUGAGGAAACCACAUGUGACUUUGAGGAGCGGGACCAGUGUGGGUGGAGUCAGGACAAUCAGGACAAGCUGGUCUGGAUGUUGUGGUCUGGUCCCACGAGAACCAACAUGACAGGACCCCAAGCUGACCACACCCUGAACGACACCUCAGGCACGUACCUGACGGUAGACAAGACUUUCUUCUCAGAGCCGGGCGACACAGCGUGGCUCCUCUCACCGUGGUACAGUCCUGUUUCACUCGCCACCAUGUGUUUUAGCCUGUACUUGCACAUGUUUGGAGAAGACAGCGGCAAUUUUAGUGUCUACAUCAAACCGGAAACAGUUUCUGUGACAGAGCUUAACGAGACACUUCCGAUUUUCUUCCUGACCGGAAACCAAGGCGACCAAUGGCAGCGUGUCAAUUUUACCGUUCCCCCCCAAUCUACGUCCUUCCAGAUUGUUAUUGUGUCGACCUCUGUUGGAAAUGGAAUUUACGGAGAUGUGGCAAUUGAUGACGUCACUUAUGCUGAGUGUAGUAAAUCUGAACAUGAAGUAUCGAAAUGGAGGCGAACACCAACACAAACUCCAACCAUACCGCCUCUCCAAGACACCACAUCACUCCCCGAAACACCAUCACCAGCUAAUGCUACAGCAACACCAUCCACAUUCAGCGCAACGAACGACAGCACAUCACCACCAUCGACCCCAACGGCAUCUUCAGUCAACCCUGGAUCUGCCUCAUCUACGAACACAACUGACGCUGAUAGUUCGGGCAGAAAUUUGAAUUCUACUAGUACAAAGCCCGUUGGGCAAACGGGGAAAUUCACGAACAUUGCGGCGAAAUCCGAGGCAUCUAACGAGGGACCUGUAGCGGAAUCCCUGGCGUUUAAACUGAGUAUCGGUAUUAGUUUGCCUCUUGUAUUAAUUAUAUUUAUAGUUAUUAUAAGCAUCAUCAUUUGUAAAAAACGUAGAAGACAUGCACUUACGGAUGGAGAAGUAAAUCGUGAAGGAACUGGACAUUCACCGGCACUUGAAGAAAUAAGUCUAGUCGAAAUAGACAAAAGUAAUUCGUCACAAAGAGAUGAAAGUCAAGUUCCGUUAAAUAUUCAGCAAGAAACAGACUGUGUUUAAACACUGAGCAGCAUGCAACAGGCUGUGUUUAAACACUAAGCAGCAUGCAGCAGAUUUAGUUUAAACACUGGUUUGAAUGCUGUUGUAUUAGGUUGAAAUGUGUCUCAAUACAAAUACAGUCGGCGAGGUAAAAAAAUCCGCAACUCGAAAGUCGAGUUUUUGUGACGUCUGUAUUACCUUAGACUAGACCAAGACAGGCCUUUGUGCUGGUACCUUAGGGAGGAUUUGGUCUCAAAAUAUCCUAAAUGCCCUAAAAGGAAAGUCCAAGAAGGACGAGGAUGGUUUACGUGAAAGUGUACUGGAUAACUUAUUAAUAAAAAAAAACAUGACAAAAUAAGUAUAAAAUAUAUAGAAAAAAAAAAGAAAUUCCCCGCAUUUCUUAAAAAAAAAUGUUAUCGUAAUCUAAACUACAGAAAGUAAAUUAAUCGUAUUCCGUUUUAAUCAAAAGACUGCUCGUAACGAUGAAUAGUUAUUUUUUUAACGCAACAAGAGAACUUGAUCAGUUACCUCUCAUAACAAACAACAUGUGUUUUAUUCUUUGUUUUGAUGCGUUUCCUACUCGAUCCAGAAAGAAUAUUUGUCUAAUGGUUAAGGCAACGUAUAUUUAAUUUAUAAUUUUAGUAAGUGAUACAUUUCUGCAAGUUCCAUGAAAAUAUACGCCCACAAGGCAUUGUUUUUAUAUUACUAUACUUUUUUGCAGUAUUGGAUAUCUAAUAAUCCUGCGGUUGUGUCGCCUAAAAAAAGUGCCAAACUUGUCCGUUUAUAUAAAGUAGAAGGUUUUUAUUUCACAUACAUAAAUGUUAUAAAUGAAAAAAAACCCCACACUAAUAUAUAGUCUUUUAAUCUUUUUGUGAACCUAUUGAAGUUAAUUAACCACUCUAAGUUACAUUAGCAUAAUUUAUUCGAAACAUAAAGCUAAGUUGCGAGACGCACUGAUACCUAUGUUUGUAUGGUCUAUGUGUAGAUCGCACGCGGAAUGCAUAUUAAAAUUCGUAGACUAGGCAAACCGAUACUACAUUUUCAAGGAUCACUAAAGUUGCUCUAACCCUAGCUGAAACCACAAUCCUGACUUUAAGAAUAAUCAUACUAUAUUUAUCUUUUACAUUUAUGUAAAACCAAAUGUCACUAUGUACUUAAUUUUAUCUUUGCAUCAAACUUGCCAUUUGUUUAUUUAAUGCAUACAAAUGGGAUUAUUUUAGCUAUGCUUCAUUAUCUCCGAUCCAUCAAUUUUGUUGAAUACUACACAAUAAAUUUGUUAUUGAUAACUAUAGAGCUCAAUGAAAAGGUGACCCAGAUAGAUAACGGAAUAAUCUCAUGAAGAUUUAUAUAGAUUUAAAUCGAGCGCUGUAUAAAACUAUCAGUAGACCGUGUAGUUGGCGUUAUAGGGUCAUCUCAACCACACAUAAAGGAAUGUCUUUGUUGCGGGGUGGGCAGUGGGGUAGACACACGAUGUGUAGUAACAGUGACACGUUCUCAUUAGUCCAGCAGGUUGAUGUUUGGAGGUGUUGGUGGAGGGGCAAGACGGUAGUCCAUAUUACACACACUGGUCUAACAUUUUAUU